Molecule: messenger RNA, 1072 nt
Organism: Salvia miltiorrhiza (redroot sage)
Lineage: Eukaryota; Viridiplantae; Streptophyta; Magnoliopsida; Lamiales; Lamiaceae
Product: chaperone protein dnaJ 8, chloroplastic
Exons: 3
Coding region: 431-895 (154 amino acids)
Source: RefSeq, a predicted model, not a curated record
GAUUAGUUUUAUGUAAGAUGCCAUUCCACCACACACACACACACGUACGCGUAUGUGUAUGUGUAUAGAUAUAAAUAAAUAAAUCUGUUGAUCAUUUGUUUGCCUUCUUUCUCUGAUUCCAUAAUUGCAUUCACAAAGUGUCAGCUCAUAACAAAUACCAUCGCAUUUCUAAAUUGUUUAUACUAUUCAAUUAUUAGAGGCUUAUUAUAAAAGGCCUACACCAACAAUCCUCGAUUCAUACAAUUCAGACAGCUGCCUCCUUUUGAAAACUGCUCUGUUUAGUUUUUCCUGGGUUUUCACAUUGCUGCCAAAAAUCUAUAUAAAGAUUCACAAUUCUCGAGUUUUUGCAUUCGAAAACCUGAAAAUAUUGAAUUUCUUUUUUGGUUGGAUUGAGAUUAAAAUUUAUCCUUUUCUUUUCCUCCUCUGAAAAAUGGCUGCUGCUUUGGGAUGCGCCUCUGCGUCUGGUUAUUGGGCUCAAUUUAGGGAUAAUGAUAUGUCAAGAAAAAAUUUGGGGAAUCAUAAUAAUAGAAAGGAAUUUAGGGUUUCGUGCAUCUCUUCUGCUGCUGUGUUUGAUUCUUACAAGACUUUGAGGAUUCAACCAGGUGCAUCUGAAUCCGAGGUUAAGAAAGCCUUCAGACAGCUUGCUCUUCAGUAUCAUCCUGAUGUCUGCAGAGGAAGCAACUGUGGAACCCAAUUUCACCAAAUUAACGAAGCAUAUGAUAUUGUGAUGAGCAAUUUGCGAGGAGAGACGGGGGCGGAAAUGUACCAAGAUUAUGACGAAGACGACGCGAUGAGGGGAAUAAACGAUCAAGAUUGGGAGCUCUGGGAGGAAUGGAUGGGAUGGGAAGGAGCUGGAAUCCGAGAUUACUCUUCUCACAUCAAUCCUUACAUCUGAUCUCUGCAAACUGCUAAAUACCAUCUUCUCUCAAAAAAGAAUAACCCAACAUCUUUCGCAAUAUUAACUUGUAAAGAUGUUUUGAGGUUACUGUAUUCUGUAUAUACCUACCAUUCUAUCAAAUAAUUGUAAUUAAAACCCAUCUCAAUCAAAUUUAUUAAUAUGUGUUUUCUCCAA